AUGUACGCAGAAAAUAUUUGCGAUUCUCUUCCACCUGCUAUGGAAGAUACUCACAACGUAUCUGUGAAAAAUUCAGUCAAUAGGUAUAUGGGAACCACUCUCCCCAGGAUAUCAAAAUCAGAUCUUGUUUUCUCCUGGGCAGACAGUAAAGGCUGUUUCAGACAAGUCAUCAAGACUAAAUUAUUUCAGCUGAGACUAAGCGGGUAUGACAUGAAAUUAAACGUGGAAGCCAAGGUCAGAGAAGAGGGAACAGGGGAAGAACUUAGAGAAGAAAGACCUGCACUUCACCAAGAGAGGAGAAACCACCGUCCAGCUGAGGGCGUGAAAGAGAUGGUCCGGAAGUAUUUCCCUGAGACCUGGAUCUGGGACCUGGUGCCACUCGAUUCAUCAGGUAGCAGUGAGUUGGCAAUCAAGGUCCCUGAUACAAUCACAAAGUGGAAGGCCAGCGCACUCUGCUUGUCUAACAAAACAGGACUUGGCCUCUCCCCCAUCAUCUCUCUUCAAGUCUUCCAGCCCUUCUUCCUAGAACUCACGCUCCCUUACUCUGUCGUGCGAGGAGAAGCCUUUACCCUCAAAGCCACUGUGUUCAACUAUUUGUCCCACUGCAUUCGGGUUAGCAUGGAGCUAGAGGACUCUCCUGCCUUCUUGGCUGUCCCAGUAGAGAAGAAUGAAGAAUCUCACUGUAUCUGUGGAAAUGGGCAGAAAACUGUGUCCUGAGCUGUGACCCUCAAGUCACUGGGGAAGGUGAAUUUCACAGCGACUGCAGAAGUCCUACAGUCUCAGGAAUUGUGCGGCAAUGAGGUGCCUAAAGUCUCAAUGUUUGGACAAAAGGAUACUGUAAUCAAGCCCUUAUUGGUUGAGCCUGAGGGAAUAGAAAAGGAGGAAACUUUCAACACACUCCUCUCAACUGGAGUACCUGAAAAGUUGUCACUAAAAGUUCCUUCAAACAUGGUCGAAGGCUCUGCCAGAGCAACGUAUUCAGUUUUGGGUGAUAUACUAGGCUUUGCAAUGCAGAAUCUUCAGAAUCUUCUCCAGAUGCCCUAUGGUUGUGGAGAGCAGAAUAUGGUUCUUUUUGUCCCUAACAUCUAUGUUUUGAACUAUCUGAAUGAGACACGACAGCUGACAGAAAAAAUCAAGUCCAAAGCCAUCAGCCAUCUUAUCAGUGGGUACCAACAACAGUUGAAUUAUAAGCACAACGAUGGUUCAUACAGUACCUUUGGGGAUCGUGGUGGUACAAGUCAUGGAAACACUUGGCUCACUGCAUUUCUGCUUAAGGCCUUUUCUCAAGCCCGGUCACACAUCUUUGUGGAGGACUCACACAUCACGAAUUCCCUCACCUGGCUCUCACAGAAGCAAAAGGAAAAUGGCUGUUUCCAGCGCUCUGGAUCACUGCUAAACAAUGCUAUUAAGGGUGGAAUAGAUGAUGAGGUGACGCUCUCUGCCUACAUCACCAUUGCUCUGCUGGAGAUGCCACUGCCUGUCACUCACCCAGUGGUCUGCAAUGCUCUAUUCUGCUUGGAAAGGGCAUGGGCAUCCACUUCAGAAGCCCAAGGAAGUCUUGUCUACACCAAGGCAUUAUUGGCCUAUGCCUUUGCCCUAACAGGAAACCAGGCCAAGCGAAGUGAGCUGCUUCAAUCACUGGACAAAGAGGCUGUGAAAGAAGGGGACUCAAUCCACUGGCAAUGCCCUGGGAAACUUCAAGAAGCUGAGGCAUUCUCCUAUCAACCCCGGGCUCCUUCUGCUGACGUGGAGGUGACAUCCUACGUGCUCCUUGCCCAUCUUACCGCCCAGCCCGCCCCAUCUUCAGAAGAUCUGUCUGUCGCUUCACGUAUUGUGAAAUGGAUCGCCAAGCAACAAAACCCCACUGGGGGCUUCUCCUCCACUCAGGAUACGGUGGUAGCUCUUCAAGGCCUCUCCAAAUAUGGAGCAGCAACUUUCACUAAAAGGGAGAACGCAGCUACAGUCACCGUCAAGUCUUCAUAGACCUUCUCAGAAGAAUUUCAAGUAGACGAUGCCAAUCGCCUAUUGCUGCAGGAGGUUGCGCUGCCAGAGAUUCCAGGGGAGUACAGCACAACAGUGUCAGGGUCAGGAUGUGUGUAUCUCCAGACAUCUCUGAGAUAUAACAUCCUGCCCAAGAAAGAAGGGAAAGUUCCCUUUGCUCUGAAUGUUGAAACUCUUCCCAAGAAUUGUAAUGGAGUAGAUGCUCACAGGAAAUUCAAGAUUCACAUCAACAUUAGUUACACUGGAGAACGACCCAGCUCCAACAUGGUCAUUGUUGAUGUAAAGAUGGUGUCCGGCUUCAUACCUGUGAAACCAUCAGUGAAAAAGCUCCAAGAAAGGCCUCAGAUUCAAAGGACUAAAGUGAGCACCAGCCAUGUCCUGAUUUACUUCGAGGAGCUAACCAAACAAGCCUUGAGUUUCUCCUUCUUGGUGGAACAAGACAUCCAAGUAGAUAAUUUAAAACCAGCUACAGUAAAAGCCUAUGAUUAUUAUGAGACAGAGGAGUUCACCAUUGAAGAAUACAGUGCUCCAUGCAGUGCUGGUAAAGUAGAAACAGAAAUCUAA
Myotis myotis is the source of this 2565-nucleotide messenger RNA. Its product is annotated as pregnancy zone protein-like. The record is from RefSeq and is a predicted model, not a curated record. Gene Ontology annotation, molecular function: endopeptidase inhibitor activity. Lineage: Eukaryota; Metazoa; Chordata; Mammalia; Chiroptera; Vespertilionidae. Gene Ontology annotation, cellular component: extracellular region.